This is a messenger RNA of Humulus lupulus (European hop), 2336 nucleotides long. RefSeq names its product protein OBERON 1. NCBI's taxonomy places the organism in Eukaryota, Viridiplantae, Streptophyta, Magnoliopsida, Rosales, Cannabaceae. The coding region runs from base 398 to 1843 and encodes 481 amino acids. The transcript is spliced from 5 exons. The record is from RefSeq and is a predicted model, not a curated record.
AUCUUUCUGCCUUCAAUAGCCAGCCGUCCGGGUUCUCACCAUCAAAGCUGGAGAGUUCGAUGCGCCGAGUCCGUAUGGAGCUGUUGUAGUUGGGCGGUAACCUCCAGAAGCCGAACUGGUACCGCCGAAUUUAUUGGGUCUCUCCGAAUCUAACUGCCGAGCCCCGUCGUCAAUCACCGUGGCUUUUCCCGAAACCGUCGACUGGUCCCGACCGUCGACCACCAGCGCCGGGCGACGCUACUCUUGGCUGCGAAGGAACUGAUCUAAGCGGGUGACCAGUGUGGCCAUCCCUUGCUCCAGUUCAGCUUAGGGUACUCCAUAAGCAGAUAAUAUUCUUAACAUGGUACUGGCUACACUUUACUAGACCUCACUCUUUUGUCAGCCUAUAAACCAAUUGAUGGAGAUAGAAGCUUACAAGGAAAAUGAAGAAAGCAUGCCAGGCAUUGAGGAAGAUUUGCAUGUUUUAAAGCCGGUAUCCCAGGAUGAUGCUGGUGAGGGUCUGCCCUAUGGUCCUGCGAAUUGGCCGAAGCCUGGAGAUAAUUGGGGUUGGCGGGUGGGAAAGAGAGUUGCUCGAAAUGGGUUCUUUCUUGAUAGGUAUUUGUAUCUUCCCAAGCGUCUUCGUAAAACUGAGGCUUCCGGUCGUAAGUUAGGUUUUGCUAGUAAGCUUUCAGUUGAACGCUAUAUUCAGGAAAACUUUCCUGGUGUUGAUGUUGAGGCAUUUUUUGCAUCAUUCAGUUGGAAAAUCCCCUCAAAAGCAGCAUCAUUAACAAAUGGUAAUGCAACAUGGAGCAAUGCACAUCUACCUUCUGAAAAGUAUACAGAUGUCUUUGAUUCUAACUCUGAUACAGGAGGUUGUAAGGCUAGAAAUAAGAUGUGCAACAGUCUCGUGGAGCAAGUAGAAAAUUCUCCCUUACCAGUCAUGCCUUGUGACAUCUGUUGCGCUGAAUCUCGAUUCUGUCGUGAUUGCUGUUGUAUUUUGUGUUGUAAGACCGUAGAUUAUACCUACGGAGGCUACAGUUUCAUCAAGUGUGAAGCAGUUGUGGGAGAGGCUUAUAUCUGUGGGCAUAUUGCACAUAUUGACUGUGCUCUACGAUGUUACCUGGCGGGGAAGGUAGGAGGAAGCAUUGGGUUGGAUGCCGAGUACUAUUGUCGACGUUGUGAUGCCAAGACAGAUUUGGUUCCACAUGUUACUAGGCUAUUGCAGACAUGUGAAUCAAUUGAUUCUCGAGAUGACAUUGAAAAGAUUCUAAAAGUUGGUAUCUCCAUUUUGCAUGGAUCACGGAAAACUAGUGCAAAGGGGUUGUUGAAUCGUUUUCAGUUGGCUGUUGGAAAGCUUGAACACGAGACUCAUCUUGAGGAUAUCUGGAAGCUGGAAGACAGCUCAUCAGCUAAUUCUGAAGAUAUCUCUAAUGGUGGGGAUGUUGCACUGGAUCUUGUAAACCAGCAAGACCCUCUGGAUAUUAUUCAAACGGACAUGCAGAACGUAUCUGUAUCUUUUAAUUGGAAAACUGAAUCUCUCAAACUGGAAGAAGAGAUUGAUCAAGUUUUGCAGUCCUUGAGAAAGUCACAGGAGACUGAAUAUGAAUUGGCAGAGGAGAGGCUUUAUACUCAGAAGAAUUAUCUCUCUAAUUUGUUCCAGCAACUCGAGAUUGAGAGAUCUGCAUUGACCCGUCAUGUAUCAUCAACUGACCAAGAUGACUUGCUGAGUGCUGUCUUCAACCGAGUGAAUCAGAUAAAACGGGAACUGAUGAAACUCAAGGAAAUGGAAAAGGUGGCGAACGGAUUUGGAAGAACUGCUAGAGGCAUUCUGGAGGAGCACUAUGGUAUGGAUAUUGAGGGGUGAAGUGUAGUGAACCCUAUAUGUUACGCAGUUUGGAUUACUGGGUUAGUCGUCAAAUUUUGGCCCAGAACUUUCUUCUAAUUUUUCUUUUUCAAGCUGAUCGUCCAUGUAACUUUUCAAGCAUGUCAGAGCUCUUAGGUUUCUGAUACAUUCAUCAUUAACAGCUAUGGCUUGUGAUGAACAAAACCAAAGAGUGAAAUUCUGUUGAACAAAGCGAAAGGAGUAGUAUGUGGAGGUUGUGGAUUUUGAGUACUUGGAAUUACAAAGCCCUUGUCAAGUGCAGAGAUCGUUGAGCAUGGCUCAUCAAUUUUGUCUCCCUGCUGCUAUGUGAGUGAGCCGACCCUCUGCAAUUUUCAAUCCAGAGGUAACAGUUUAAACAGGAGAACAUUUUGUUUUGUGGUGGUUGUAUUGUUGAAAGAUUAUGGACAUUAUUUCAAAUUCUGUCACUUCUCAUUUGUUGAGUAGUCAUCUCAAUUUGAAGCCUCAUUUUUUGUUA